Messenger RNA from Salvia miltiorrhiza (redroot sage), 1064 nucleotides. RefSeq names its product agamous-like MADS-box protein AGL29. Gene Ontology annotation, molecular function: DNA-binding transcription factor activity, RNA polymerase II-specific; RNA polymerase II cis-regulatory region sequence-specific DNA binding; protein dimerization activity. The record is from RefSeq and is a predicted model, not a curated record. Gene Ontology annotation, biological process: regulation of transcription by RNA polymerase II. The transcript has a single exon. Lineage: Eukaryota; Viridiplantae; Streptophyta; Magnoliopsida; Lamiales; Lamiaceae. The coding region runs from base 165 to 1004 and encodes 279 amino acids.
AACACAAUCUGAUCACGAUUCAUUAAUGUCGAAUUAUAAUUUAAUUAGGGCUAAUUCACCUACUCAAAAUUCUAUAAAAAAUCGCCAUAACAACACGAUCGAGCACAAUACAUAUAUCAUCUUCUUCCUCAUUUAAGGUGACAAAAAAAAGUAGCAGAAUAAAAAUGGCGGCGAGGCAGACAAGGGGGCGGCAGAGGAUCCCAAUGCGGCUGAUACAGAACCAAGACGACCUCUACGCCUCCUUCUCGAAGCGGCGCCUCGGCCUCUUCAAGAAGGCCAGCGAGCUCAGCACACUCUGCGGCGCCGACGUCGGCGUCAUCGUGUUCUCGCCCACAGACAACCCCUUCUCCUUCUUCUCCCCGACCAUGGACUCCGUCCUCGACCGCUACCUCCACCCCGACCGCCCCACGCGCCACUCCGCACGCGCCAUCGACACCCACGCGCGAGCGCGCAUCGACGCCCUCAACAAGCGCCUCGACGACCUGCUCGACCAGAAGCUCCGCCUCAGAGACUACCAGCGCCGCCUCGACGAGGCGGAUCAGGCCAGGCAGAAAGCCUGGUGGGAGGAAACCGCCGUCGACGCCCUCGAUAAGGAGCAGGUCAGGCAGUGGACGGCGUGGUUCGGGAAUUUCAAAGCUCGGGUUGAGGAUAAGGUGGCGCGGCUGCGGAAUGGAGGAUCGAGUUCGUCGGCGGCGGCGGCGGAUCCGUUUUACCGUCGCGUCCUUGCGCCUCAGUAUCGGUAUUAUGUGAGUCCGGAGGGUGGCGGAGGGAGUGGUGGUGGUGGUGGAAGUGGGCAGAAUGUUUUUCCGGCGGCGGGGCAUGUGGAUGGGUCCGGUGGUGGUGAAGGUGGUCGACAUUUGUGCCCUAAUUUGGUGCCGCGGAGUCAGGGUAUUCCGUCGACAAACUUGUGUUUUCCUCUUGCUUCGGGAGUUGUGAAUAUUCCAUCUGCUUCUCCUGCUGCUGGGGAAGAAGAAGCUGUUGCCUUCAAUCGAGAGGGGAAUUAGUUUAGCUAUGGCAAAUGUGUUUUCUUUUAUUUCUACUAUUUCUUCAUCUAUGUUACUACA